AUGUUUCGAAAUUGCUUUGUAUCCUGUCUUGUACGCAAACUGCUUUCUGCUCUUCCGCUCCAUCGUUCUAGGGUUUCUUCCUUAACUCGUUGCACACAAGAUCUAAACAGCCGGGGACCGAAGAGGAACAUUCGAUUCAUAAAGGCCGAUCGGAUCGAGGAGUUCUCUGUUCUGGGAAAAACUGAGGAGAUCGCCUCCCUUCGGCUUCCGUAUGUAGACCUAGCAGUAUUGCACGCGAAGGAGGACGCCGCUGUCAGGAAAGCGGAGGGCGAAGCGGAAAGAAUAGGAGUCGGGGUAACUGCAGAGGCUCAAGACAUAUUUUUCGCCCUAUGUAAAACGUGA
Molecule: messenger RNA, 342 nt
Organism: Closterium sp. NIES-65
Lineage: Eukaryota; Viridiplantae; Streptophyta; Zygnematophyceae; Desmidiales; Closteriaceae
Source: the annotation of a GenBank genome assembly